AUGCCCGUCGCUCGUCGCCAAACCACGGACGGUGUCGUCGUGGUUCCUGCCACGUACGGCGGCUUCUCGAGCCUCUCCGCCGGCGCGAUAGUGGGUGUCACUCUCGGUGCCGUCGCCGGUUUCCUGCUCGUCCUUUGGAUGGUUUACACCUGUCUCAACUUCGGCCGGCCGGUCGAAACCUCGUCCUCAUCGGUGUACACUGGCACCGCCUCAGCCGUCUCGGUGCGGCGUUCCAAGAGCCGACAUCACCACCGCAAACAUCGCAGCCCGCGGGCGAGAGUGAUUGCAACGGAGCAGGUGCGGGUCAGAGAGAGCGUGAGUAGGCCGCCAGGUCCCGUCAUUAUUGAAGCGGCGCCCCCGCCAAUGCAAGAGCGGAGACACAGUAGGGUACCACCGCCGAGGGUUGUGACGGACGAUGAAGAGGACGAGGUGGUGGUGAUUGAGGAGCAUUCGCCGGAGAGGAGGAGGCGCCGCCACAUCAAGGAGAUUAAGACCGUCAUCCGGGACCUGGUCCAGGGAUCACCCGAGAAGCAGCAGAGUGCCCUCUACUCCAACUUCACCGAGGACGCCUCCUUCACCCACCCCUUUUGCCAUGUGCCAUCCUUUGGCAACGUCCAGAUCCCGUUCCUCUUCACCAUCAACUCGCGCUGGUUUGUCCUCAUGAUCUACCGCUGGUACCGGAUCUUGAGCCCCAACAUUGAAAUGGAGAUUGAAUCUUCCGUCCAAGACCAGAAGACCAACCUACUCUAUGUCAAGAUGCGCCAAGACUUCCGCUUGUGGUUUGUCCCCUUCUACUCGGCACCCGUCGACUUCGUCGUCGUCCUCCGCUUAGAGACCCGCACAAUCGACGCCAACGGCAACCCGCUGCCACGCGGAUACGGCGACGCCGCCUCCGUCGGUACCCGUCAGCGCCAGUUCAUCGUCAGCCAAGAGGACCACUACCAGGUCGGCGAGUGGCUCAAGUUUAUUGCCCCCUUCUUCGGCUACUGGGCCUGGCAUGUCUGGACCCUCUUCGCAACGCUGCUGUGUGUCGUCGGCGCCUUCUUUGGAUACCCCCUCACCUUGCUUUUUGGCCAGAUGGCUGGCCCCAACAGUAAUGGUAACGGGCAGGAGAACAAGCGGGAGUAG
Colletotrichum orchidophilum is the source of this 1128-nucleotide messenger RNA. RefSeq lists its product as uncharacterized. The coding region runs from base 1 to 1128 and encodes 375 amino acids. The transcript is spliced from 3 exons. The record is from RefSeq and is a predicted model, not a curated record. NCBI's taxonomy places the organism in Eukaryota, Fungi, Ascomycota, Sordariomycetes, Glomerellales, Glomerellaceae.